UGUAAAUUUAUUCGAUAGCGAGACGUGACGUACGCGUUUGCGAUAAGUCUCAAUUUGUAUGGGAUUUCGAGUUUCCAAAACGUCCCGCUUAGCGCGCUGUUUCUAAAUCAUAUACAAAAUGAGACUAACGGCAAAAUAAUUUUACACUAGGGGUUCUGUUCUUACUUAAUCUCUGACUUCGUCUUUAUUGAAUCGUUAUCAGCAAGGACCAACGUUUUUCGUCAGUUGUCGUUUGUCGCCAACGCGUUGUCGAACCAAGAAUCUUAGUUGUAGUGUGUGUUAUUUUAUUUAUCAACUUUGCCAUCUGUUCUUAUUUAAUCUCUGACUUCGUCUUACGUUGAUUCGUUAUCAGCAAGGACCAACGUUUUUCGUCAGUUGUCGUUUGUCGCCAACACAUUGUCGGACCAAGAAUCUUAGUUGUAGUGUGUGUUAUUUUAUUUAUCAACUUUGCCAUCUGUUCUUACUUAAUCUCUGACUUCGUCUUAUGUUGAUUCGUUAUCAGCAAGGACCAACGUUUUUCGUCAGUUGUCGUUUGUCGCCAACGCGUUGUCGAACCAAGAAUCUUAAUUGUAGUGUGUGUUAUUUUAUUUAUCCACUUUGCCAUCUGUUCUUACUUAAUCUCUGACUUCGUCUUAUGUUGAUUCGUUAUCAGCAAGGACCAACGUUUUUCGUCAGUUGUCGUUUGUCGCCAACACGUUGUCGGAACCAUGAAUCUUAGUUGUAGUGUGUGUUAUUUUAUUUAUCAACUUUGCCAUCUGUUCUUACUUAAUCUCUGACUUCGUCUUAUGUUGAUUCGUUAUCAGCAAGGACCAACGUUUUUCGUCAGUUGUCGUUUGUCGCCAACACGUUGUCGGAACCAUGAAUCUUAGUUGUAGUGUGUGUUAUUUGUUCUUAUUGUUUUCUUUAGUGAGGUCACAAGAGGCGCCCUCUGGCGUGAUUUGCACAACAUGCUCGUGCGCAGACAGCCGCGUCGACUGCGCCAAUAAGGACAUCCGGACGUCUUUCUCCGUAGAUGAAUGGAAAGCUCUAGAGACCUUCCGACCAACAGAGAUCGACCUCAGUAGAAACCGCAUAGCCACUCUAUCGGAGCUGCCAUCGCUCCCAGUGCGGAAUCUAACGGUUUCAUACAGUGAGAUCGAGGUGAUAGAGUCCGCCUGUUUCAAGCAUUUGAGAGAUACACUAGUUACUUUGGAUUUGAGUCAUAAUAGGAUAACUACGUCUUCGUUAGAUAGGAGGAUUUUUAUGACCAUAGUGGAAGGAGAUAAACUCCUCCCAUUCAGCAAACUGACGUUCCUCAGCCUGGCGAACAAUGAUAUCCACUCUCUACCCAAAGAUAUGUUCUUCUCCACGCCAGAGAUAACACACCUGGACCUCAGCGGGAACCCACUGGCCUACAUCGACUCUAUUACGUUGGGCACGAUCAGUGAUUUAACUAUGUUGAGGAACCUGUCCCUCAGCUCCUGCGACCUUGAGACGCUUCCCGAGGGCAUAUUCCGACGGCUGCGGCGGCUGCAAGGCUUAGACCUCAGUUCGAACAGGUUCACCACCGUGCCUGCCAUCAUUAAUGAGGCUUCGAACCUUCAGGUCUUAAUCUUGGACAAGAAUCCUUUAGAGACUAUUAAUGACAACACUCCCUUCAAAACAUUAAUAAAACUACGAGAGCUCUACAUCCGGCGCUGCAGUAAGCUUAAAUCCAUCACCGCUGGUGCUCUCGGAGGGCUGGAGAGCCUCUCUAUUCUACACAUAUCUUAUAAUCCACGAUUAAGCACUCUGGAAUCCAAGUUUUUGGUGUGGGAAGAUGACAAUGAGGUGGAGAAACAUCCAUUAAUCAAAGAGCUAUACCUAAACAACAACAACUUAACCGAAAUCAGCGCAUACUACCUCGAUCGCUGGAACCUUCUGGAAACCGGUGACUUCACCAACAACCCCUACGACUGCGACUGCGACAGCCAGUGGAUGGUGGAUGUGCUCAUACCGCUUCUGCAAGAAUUGCCUGGCCGUGGAGAUCAGAUGGCAUAUAUGACAUGUAAAACGCCAGAGCCGUUCCGUGGCCUAACCUACAACCAGGUCAUAAACUCGACGAGGCCGCUCGUCUGUAUGGAGAACCUCGAGCAGCCAGUGACUGAUUCCGCCAUUAUGCUGGGAAUUAUGAUAGGUGUAUUUGUCACGUUCCCGAUGGUAAUCUUAGUGGUGUUGCUGUGGAGGCGUGGAAUCUUCACUAAAUGCAGGAAGAAAGUCAUAGAGACGGACGAAGAAAAAGAUAUGUUCUAGUUUAAGAAUAAAUUGUAUUUUAAAUA
This is a messenger RNA of Cydia pomonella (codling moth), 2297 nucleotides long. Its product is annotated as leucine-rich repeat neuronal protein 1-like. NCBI's taxonomy places the organism in Eukaryota, Metazoa, Arthropoda, Insecta, Lepidoptera, Tortricidae. Bases 859 to 2271 code for a protein of 470 amino acids. Gene Ontology annotation, cellular component: plasma membrane. The record is from RefSeq and is a predicted model, not a curated record. The transcript has 9 exons. Gene Ontology annotation, molecular function: protein binding.